Molecule: messenger RNA, 1323 nt
Organism: Danaus chrysippus (African queen)
Lineage: Eukaryota; Metazoa; Arthropoda; Insecta; Lepidoptera; Nymphalidae
Source: the annotation of a GenBank genome assembly
AUGAUUGGGGGUCUGUUCGUGUACAACCACAAGGGGGAGGUGUUGAUAUCUCGGGUGUAUCGUGAUGAUAUCGGUCGUAAUGCCGUGGACGCGUUCAGGGUGAACGUGAUCCACGCUCGUCAGCAGGUCCGCUCGCCCGUCACAAACAUCGCUAGGACCUCAUUUUUUCAUAUUAAGAGAGCUAACAUUUGGCUAGCGGCCGUCACAAAGCAGAAUGUCAAUGCCGCCAUGGUGUUUGAAUUCCUGUUGAAGAUCAUAGAUGUGAUGCAGUCAUACUUCGGAAAGAUAUCCGAAGAAAACAUCAAGAAUAACUUUGUUCUCAUCUAUGAAUUGCUCGAUGAAAUCCUGGACUUUGGUUACCCUCAAAAUUCUGAUACCGGAGUCUUGAAGACUUUCAUCACACAGCAAGGAAUCAAGUCAGCUACCAAGGAAGAACAAGCACUCAUUACAUCACAGGUGACUGGUCAGAUCGGUUGGCGUCGUGAAGGCAUCAAGUAUCGACGUAACGAGUUGUUCCUAGAUGUACUUGAAUAUGUCAACUUAUUGAUGUCACCGCAAGGUCAAGUUUUAUCAGCUCAUGUGGCCGGUAAGGUGGUGAUGAAGUCUUACCUGUCAGGAAUGCCGGAGUGCAAGUUUGGCAUUAAUGAUAAAAUUGUCAUGGAAGCUAAGGGCAAAGGAAAUGGCGGUAUCUCCGGCAAUACAGACAGUGACCCAGCUCGCUCUGGCAAACCUGUAGUUGUCAUUGAUGACUGUCAGUUCCACCAGUGUGUGAAGCUGAGCAAGUUUGAGACGGAACACUCUAUUUCGUUCAUACCGCCCGAUGGAGAGUUUGAACUUAUGAGAUAUCGUACAACAAAGGAUAUAUCUCUGCCGUUCCGUGUGAUUCCUUUGGUACGUGAAGUUGGUCGCACCAAGAUGGAAGUGAAGGUUGUUCUGAAGUCUAACUUCAAACCAUCUUUAUUGGGACAGAAAAUUGAAGUGAAGAUCCCAACACCGCUCAACACUAGCGGGGUGCAGCUGAUCUGUCUGAAAGGAAAGGCCAAGUACAAGCCAUCGGAGAAUGCUAUUGUGUGGAAGAUCAAGCGUAUGGCCGGCAUGAAGGAGACCCAGCUGUCCGCUGAGAUUGAACUCUUGGAGACUGACACCAAGAAGAAGUGGACUCGACCACCCAUAUCUAUGGGAUUUGAAGUACCCUUCGCACCUUCUGGGUUCAAGGUCCGUUAUCUGAAGGUGUUUGAGCCCAAGCUGAACUAUUCUGACCAUGAUGUUAUUAAAUGGGUUCGGUACAUUGGACGCUCCGGGUUAUACGAAACGCGCUGUUAA